AUGAUCAGUUUUGAACGGUAUAUCAAAUACCCAAAUUAUCAGUUCUGCCCAACGCUAGUUCCUUUUGCUCAGCAAUCCACCUGGUCGCCGUCUCCGUCCAUUCUAACGUGCCUUACAGGGCGGGCCCACUGCAAAAUUCCACUGCAGCCGCAUCUCCUCUUCCUCCCAACGCCCGACUCCAGCUCUCCCUCUCUCUGGUUCGCAUCUACGGACGCGUCGCGGCGCCUGGCCGACGGAUCGGCGGUGCGGUUCCGUGCCUCCGGCCACAGGCUGCUUCGUGGGGGCGCCCUGCCGGGAGGGAAGAAGCCAGCCGCCGCCGGGAGGGAAGAAGCCAGCCGUCGAGCAGUUCACCGGCGCUGCGACCUGCGUCUUCAACGGCUUGGCAGCAGCCACGUCGGGGGGAGCUCCAAGCCAAAUCCCUCCAAUCCCGAGCUCCAAUUCCACCGCGAACUGCUUCGUGGGGGCGCCCUGCCCGUAGGGAAGAAGCCAGGACCUGCUGCUGCCCCGUGCUCCAAUUCCACCGCAAGGACCUGCUGUUGCCCCGUGCUCCAAUUCCACCGCAAGGACCUGCUGCUGCCCCGUGCCUCCGGUCACAGGCUGCUUCGUGGGGGCGCCCUGCCGGGAGGGAAGAAGCCAGCCGCCGCCGGGAGGAUAAAUCAUAUUAUUCCAAAUGAUGAGGUUGAACCAAUAGAAGUAGUUGCUGCACCUGAUGAUGAUGAGAGACAAUAUCCUGAGUUUGUUGAUAAGUGGGAUAUGCUAGAAUUUGAGGACUAUGAUGGAGACAUUUUCACAGGGGCACAAUUUGAAGAGACUGAUGAAGAGGAGGAGGAGGAAAACAUAGCUAUGGGGGUGGAUGAGCAAGGAGAGGGUGAUGAUGUACCAAGAAAUGAUUAUGACAGAGAUAAUCCAUCCUUAAAAGAAGGCAGCACAUUUGCAUCGAUGACCGAAUUUAGGAAUGCACUUGCUACCUAUUGCAUCAAAGGUGAAUAUGAUUAUGUAAUUGAAAAGAGUGAGCCAACAAGAAUGACUGUUCAUUGUGCAUUUGAGAGGUGUCAGUGGAGGAUACAUGCUUCCUGUAUGCGGAAUAGUACAAUUAUUCAGGUCAAAGUGAAUCCAUCUCCUCACACUUGUCCAAGUGAAAGAAAAGGGUCACAUAAGGUAGCUAAAAGUAGAUGGUGUGCAGAUGCAGUAUUAGAAUGGGUGACAGAUAACCCAUGCAUUGGUACAACUGAACUGGUAAAGAAGAUUAAAGAGAAGUACAACAUUUUGGUGCCUUACAUGAGAGUGUAUUAUGGCAAGGAAAUGGCUCUUGACAAGAUUUAUGGCCCAUGGAAGGAAAGCUUUAACUUAUUAUUCACUUUCAAAGCUGAAGUGGAGAAGGCGUGCCCAGGUAGUGUUGUUGAGAUUGACCAUCAUACGGUGGAUUAUAAAGUGAAUGGCAAGAUUUUGAACAAAGAAUGUUUUAGAAGGGUGUUCGUUUCAUUCAAAGCAUGUUGGAGUGGGUUCUUAGCUGGUUGUAGGCCUUAUUUAGCAGUGGAUGCAACAGCUCUUUAUGGGAGGUUUAGAGGCCAGUUAGUAGCUGCUUGUGCCAUUGAUGCACAUAAUUGGCUCUUUCCAGUGGCUUAUGGUGUCCUCGAGGCAGAGUCAACAGAAAGUUGGACAUGGUUCCUACAGAAUUUGCGUCAGGUUAUAGGGUUUCCACAUGGAUUGACUAUACACACAGACGCUUGCAAGGGUUUAGAAACUGCAGUGGAUUAUGUGUUUCCUGGAGUAGAGCAUAGGGAAUGCAUGAGGCAUUUUGCUUCAAACUUGGGCAAAUCAUUCAAGGGAAAGUUGAUUGAUGACAACUUAUGGCCAGCAUCAUUGACAUAUAGCCUUAGAAAGCAUAACUAUCAUGUGAAUCAAUUGUACACAAACUCUAGGUUAAAAAUAUACAUUGAAAGUCAUCACAAAUAUCUAUGGGCUAGAAGCAAAUUUGGUGAAGGGUGCAAGGUGGACUAUGUGAACAAUAACUUGGCGGAGUCAUUCAAUGCAUGGAUCAGAAAAACAAAGGGGCUUCAUUUGGUGGAGUUGCUAGAUAAGAUUCGACAAAUGCUUAUGGUAAAGUUUGAGUUGCGUCAAAGAAUUGCACUUGAGAGGUUUCAUGGCCACAUGAUAAUCCCAGCUGUGAUGAAGACAUUGCAUGAAAAGACCAGAGGUUUGAAAAUGUCUUUCAUCAAGCGCAGACCGCUUGAGGCAGAGGUGACAGUGUUGGACAAAGAAAAGAGGGAAUGGAGAUAUCCAGUGGACUUAUCGAACAGGACAUGCACUUGUAGGCAGUGGCAGAUUACCGGGCUGCCAUGCACCCAUGCCCUAUUUUUCAUUACUUCUCUUCGUGGUGUAGCCAGCGAAAUUGAUCAAUAUGUACAUAAGUACUACUCUAUUGCCAAGUUCAAAGCAACAUAUGCUGAGAAUGUGCCUUCCAUAGAGGCAAAACAUCAGUGGGAGGUCGUGAAUCCUGGUUUCGUUCUCAACCCUCCAAUCCAGACUAGAGCACCAGGAAGACCAAGAAAAACUAGAAUAAGGUCAAGUGCCGAGGGUAGUGGACUUGGACCAAGGAAGAGAAAAUGCAAAAGGUGUGGAGGAUUAGGACAUAUUGCGAGAAAUUGCAAGAAUGCAGUAGAUCCAGCCUUUGGAGAGGAUCAGCCACUAGAGCCACAAUUGGCACUUGAUACAACUUUUGGAGAUGAUCAGUCACUACAACCACUAGAGCCACAAGUGCCAAUGGAUCAGCCACAAGUGCCACUGGAUCAGCCACAAGUGCCACUGGAUCAGCCACAAGUACCCUCCUCUGUUGGCUCCAUGGUACCCUCCUCUGUCGUGCCUUCCUCUGUUGGCUCCGUGGUACCCUCCUCUGUCGUUCCUUCCUCUGCUGCUUCUAUCGUGCCCUCCUCUGCUGCUUCUAUCGUGCCCUCCUCUGUUGCUAUGAUAGAGCCCUCCGACCUUGCUUUGGUGCUGCCCUCCAUUGCUGCCUCGUCAAGGGAAAAGAAAAGGAAGAGAGGAAAAGAGGUUGCGCGUACAACUGACGACAAUCCAACGACUAAUACAAUGACCAAGGUUAUGAAGAAGGCAAAAAUCAAGAAAAGGCUCGUUGCGGACUUGUAA
Zea mays is the source of this 3144-nucleotide messenger RNA. RefSeq lists its product as uncharacterized. NCBI's taxonomy places the organism in Eukaryota, Viridiplantae, Streptophyta, Magnoliopsida, Poales, Poaceae. The transcript is spliced from 6 exons. Gene Ontology annotation, molecular function: transposase activity; zinc ion binding; DNA binding. Gene Ontology annotation, biological process: DNA transposition. The record is from RefSeq and is a predicted model, not a curated record. The coding region runs from base 1 to 3144 and encodes 1047 amino acids.